AUGUUUAGUAAAAAUGCGAACUCAACCCAAGUAAAUAGACAUCAAAAUAAUCUGCGUUAUCCACAACGCCCUCAAAUCCCAACUAAUAACAAUAAAAGUUAUUUCCCGAAACCAGAACCAAUGGAAGUAGAUCCAUCGAUGAAAAAUAAUCAGGGACCAAGACCACAGUAUCAACAACCAAUACCACGGUAUCAACAACCGAGAUAUCAAAGCAAUUUCUAUAACCCGAAUCCUAUACGUACCCCAUUUAACCAAAACUCAUGGAAGCCAACUUUUAAUCAUCGCCAGGGAUUCCCUAACUUCGUUCCCAAUCCACAACCUAAUCAAAUAAGUCAGCCACAGAAACGCCCAUUAGAGAGUGUACAGCAAAGUGCACAACCUGUAGUAAAAAAUCAACGUAUAAAUAACAUUCAAGAGAGUGCUUUUUUAGGCCAUGGCCCGGCCUCCCCUACAUCUUCAGAACUAAACCUGGAGGCCAACGAGUCCGUAUACUGA
Molecule: messenger RNA, 495 nt
Organism: Teleopsis dalmanni
Lineage: Eukaryota; Metazoa; Arthropoda; Insecta; Diptera; Diopsidae
Product: gamma-gliadin-like
Exons: 1
Coding region: 1-495 (164 amino acids)
Source: RefSeq, a predicted model, not a curated record